Molecule: messenger RNA, 1422 nt
Organism: Chlamydomonas reinhardtii
Lineage: Eukaryota; Viridiplantae; Chlorophyta; Chlorophyceae; Chlamydomonadales; Chlamydomonadaceae
Exons: 1
Coding region: 52-1269 (405 amino acids)
Source: RefSeq, a predicted model, not a curated record
AAAAGGCAGGAUCAGGAGCAGACCGCUGUGAUGCAGCGGUACUUGGCCUACAUGGCGGACCUCCAUCUCCAGCAGCAACGGCGGGUACAGCAACAGCAGCAGCAGGAGCAGCAGCGCCAGGUGCAGCCGCCCAGGCCCCGGACCGGCUCCCGGUUUGAGGUCCUGGCCACGCUGGGGGGACAGGACGGGGCGGGCGAUGGCGCUGCCACGGCGGCGCCCGGGCGUGGGCGACGGGUGCAACCAGCCGCGCACGCACCGCCGCCACCGCUGCAGCAACAGCCCCGCUCCAAAGGGCGCGGUGGCCCCGCCCAGCUCCCGCAGCAGAGGGCAGGGCGCUUGGGCGGCGGGCUGCCUCCCCCGCAGGACGGUGCUAGCUCGCCGCCGCGCGUGCCCACUGGGCGGCCGACCGGGGGACAGCAGGCUGGUGGGGGCAAAGGGUUGGGGCGCCAGGGUGGAGGAGUGGGGCGGGCAGUGCCCCAGCCGCUACCCCAGGCGCGGCCGCCACUGCAAACGUCACAACCGGCGGGUGGUGGUAAGGGCAGGGACAGGGGCCUGGGCGCGCCGGCUGGGGGUUCGGCCGACACGGCUGGGCGCGCUGGUGGGGGUGCGGGCAGUGAGGCAGAGUACGGGGCCGUUUGCCUGACCCGGGACACGUGCGUUGCCAUCGGCUCUGACCUCGUGACGCACCAGAACCGCUGCGCAGAUGUGCAGGGGUUUGAGUGGGCGCAGCUGGGCCACGACACGCUUGGUGGCCGCCUCCUCGCCUACCUCCGUGACCAGGGCGCCACCGUACCGGACUGGGCUGUCUGCCGCGUGCCGGCCGGCCGUACCGCCGUCCUGGCACAGCUGCACGACGAGUUCACUGGCUGGUGGCGCCUAUACUCAGCCCAGCCUGCAGACACGCCCCUGCCCUCUGAUGUGACGGAGCAGCUGGAUGACGCCGCGCAGCAGGUGCAGACGGCCUACAUGGACUACGUGCUCCUAGACGCCCGCACCCUGCGGUCCGCUAAGCGUGGGCUGGCGGACCCCGGCGGGGCCAGCGGACCCAGCCGCCGGCAACGCCAGCACCGCAGCCGCAGUACCUCCAGCCUCAUGAGCCUGGGCAGCGCUCCGUUGCACCCCGGCGGCGCCAGCUCAGGUGCCGCUAGCAUGAGCACCAGCAGCGGCGGCGCGCCCCCCAGCCAGGGUGGCGACCGCCGCAGCAAACGCCACAGCAGCAACAGCAACCGCACCCGCCACGGCGCUGCCGUGGCCGGCGGGGGCUCAUAAUGCGGCCACCAGUGGGAGCGGCGAACCUUCGGCUGCUGACAGUGAAUGUCAACGGCCUGGGCUCGCCGCUCAAGGCGCGGGCGCUGGUCUCGCACCUGCAGCAAGUUGGGGCGGAUGUGGCGAUGGUGCAGGAGACCCACGCUACUGACACGA